Molecule: messenger RNA, 2436 nt
Organism: Pomacea canaliculata
Lineage: Eukaryota; Metazoa; Mollusca; Gastropoda; Architaenioglossa; Ampullariidae
Product: hyaluronidase conohyal-Cn1-like
Exons: 6
Coding region: 280-1590 (436 amino acids)
Biological process (GO): hyaluronan catabolic process; carbohydrate metabolic process
Molecular function (GO): hyalurononglucosaminidase activity
Source: RefSeq, a predicted model, not a curated record
UCGUGCUGCUGGAGGUGCGAUAGUCACACUAUACAGUUUGUAGUAUUAGUAGUGACUGCCUAUUAUUUCCUCGGCCUUUUCAACCCCCAUCUGAUAAUCUCUUAGAUAUUGUCUGGGUUAUUGUCACCGAUGUGAAUGGCUUGCAUUCGAUCAGUCGAUUAUACAACAAACCAAGAAUUAAGUCGUCAAAUGCAAGAGGAGAGAAUAUGAGAAGGAGAAGGAGAAGCACAUAAUAGCUGAAAUUUACUGAAGCGAAACCUUACUUCUGCAAGCAGCAAAAUGAGAUGUCAGAAGAUUCCUCUUGCCCCUAUAUUUAUCUUACUGCUCCUUCUGAGCAUUGAGCCAUGGAUUGCAUCAGCUGUAGUCACCCAAAACCCAAGCUAUCUAGGUGCUGCAUGCACAGCUGAUUUUCUUCUGCCAGAUAGACCAUUCCUUGUUGUAUGGAACGAACCCACAGGAGGUUGUGAAUCACAUGGAAUAAACCUUAAUCUCGGUGCUUGGAACAUUGUGGAAAAUAACAAUGAUUCAUUUUCAGGGGACAAUAUGGUAAUCUACUAUGGUCUUGGAGAUUGGCCAACAUAUGAUGCCAAGACAAAAGUGAAAAACAAUGGUGGUGUUCCUCAGGCUGGAAACUUGACAUACCAUUUGAAGGAAGUUCAACAAGAAGUUCUGAACUUAAAAUCCAACUUCUCAGGCAUAUCUGUUAUUGAUUUUGAGAGUUGGCGCCCACUUUAUGUUCAUAACUUUGAUUCACUAGCAGUCUAUCAGCAAUUGUCUUUGGAAAUUGUGCAUGAAAAGUAUCCAAAUAUGAGCCAAAAGGCAGCUGAAUUGGAGGCCCAAAGAGAAUUUGAUGCUGGGGCAAGGAACUUCUUUGAGGGGACUCUAAAUGCCACAUAUGAUCUUCGACCUGGAGGACACUGGGGAUACUAUGGGUUUCCACGUAACUGGGGUGGACCAGGUGGCGAAGCACAGAAUGAUUUACUGGCAUACAUCUGGACAAAGAGUACAGGCCUUUAUCCAAGGAUCUAUAUGUCAGAUGAAGCAGCAUACCUGCCAGUGGAAAAAUACAUACAGGGUACUGUCAACGAAACCCUACGAGUUUGGGCCAAGUACUCUGAGCCAGGGACUCUUAUUCUGCCUUAUACAUUGUGUCAGGAGAAUGGAACAAACUUCUUUUCAGAGGAAAAUCUUACGCUUGCCAUUGGCCUUCCAGCAAACAUGGGGGCUGCUGGAGUAGUAAUCUGGGGAUCAUCAUCAUUUUUGCACACACCCAAUGAGUGCCUUCUCCUGCAAAAGUACAUCAGCACUAUUCUGGGGCCAUAUGUCAAAAACCUGACAGAUUUCUUCACCUCUUGUAGCUCUAAACUGUGCAGUGGGCAUGGACGAUGCAUUAGGAGGGACCUUGAGGCCAUAGUCCAGUUUCACCUGAAGGCCAGUGGACGUGAACACUGUCAGCUAAGAGAAAGCCCAGUCCAGUUAAAAGAAAAUGAAGACUGGUCCAAAAGAAGGUCAUCCUCAUCACCAUAUGAUGACUAUGUUUGUCGCUGUUUGAAAGGGUGGAUGGGAGAACAUUGUGAGAAAAGUCUUUAAAGUACAAGAGGUCUUGUAGUAACCUUUGUCUGUAAACAUUUUACUUAUGAUUCUUAUAAUUGUGAAGUGCCUUCUGCUUAUUAAUUGCCACUUAUCAUAUUAACCUUCUUAGCAUUAUGUUUCACCCCAGAUAAAAACAUGUAAAUAUAUAUAUAUAUCUUUAAGGUUUUAUCCAAUUGGACCAUUUUACAAUUAUUACAUUCCUGUCACUAAAACUUCAUGUAUUUUACACUCUGUGAUAUUCAUCACUGUCUCAAAGCAUUAUCAAACACAUCUUCAAGCCAUCACCAAGACAGGGAGUUCAAACAGUCUACUUCAGUCAAUUCAAAAGGUUUUCCUGGUCGCCCUAUGAUGACUAUGUUUCUUGCUGUCUGACAGUCUGAACUGGGGAUCACUGUGAGAAAAGUCUUUAAAGUGCAAGAGGUCUUGUAGAAACUAUUGGAAACAUUUUACUGAUGUUGCUCAUGUUCGUGAAGUGCCUUCUGAUUUUCAAUUGCCACUAAUAAUAUUAACCUUCUUAGCAUAAUGUUUCACCCCAGAAAAAAAACAUGUAAAUAUAUGUAUUUUUAUCCAGUUGGACCAUAUUACAAUUAUCACACUCCUGUCACUAAAAUUAUAUGUAUAUUUACACUCUGUGAUAUUUAUCACUGUGUCUUAAAGUAUCAUAGUAUGAUCAAAAUGCCAGGUUUUGUUUUCUUUUGUAUUAUGUUAAUUAUAUUAUAUUCAUUAAAUUUUUUCACCAUAUUUUUUAUGAAAUAGAAUUGUUUAAUCAUUAGCACAUUUUUCAUGUCAUAUUUACUCCCACAAACUAAACCUAUUUUUAGAAUAAAAAACUUCUUUUCUCUA